Molecule: messenger RNA, 1294 nt
Organism: Malus domestica (apple)
Lineage: Eukaryota; Viridiplantae; Streptophyta; Magnoliopsida; Rosales; Rosaceae
Product: peroxidase 4-like
Biological process (GO): hydrogen peroxide catabolic process; response to oxidative stress
Molecular function (GO): peroxidase activity; heme binding
Source: RefSeq, a predicted model, not a curated record
AUGCAACAGCAUAUUCUCAAACCCUUGUUCAUUCAAAUAUUCAAUUACCUUUUGAAAUUUGAAACAAUGGCUUCCAAUAAUACUUUUUCUUUGUGUUCCAUAUUGGUGAUUGUCACACUCGGUGUUCUUGUGGGUUUCACGGGGAACUCUUCUGCUCAACUUUCUACGAAUUUUUAUUCUAAGAGUUGUCCUCAAGUCUUUGAUGCAGUCAAGUCUGUUGUCAAGUCUGCUGUGUCUAAAGAAAAGCGCAUGGGCGCUUCUCUUCUUCGCCUCCACUUUCAUGACUGUUUCGUCAACGGUUGUGAUGGAUCGCUAUUACUGGACGACACUUCUUCCUUCACCGGUGAGAAGACUGCACUCCCGAAUAACAACUCCGUAAGAGGAUUUGAGGUUGUGGACAAGAUCAAGUCCCAAGUGGAAAAGGCAUGCCCCGGCGUCGUUUCCUGUGCUGAUAUCUUAGCCAUUGCUUCUCGAGACUCCGUCCAAAUUCUUGGAGGACCAAGUUGGGAAGUUAAACUUGGAAGAAGGGAUUCAAAGACAGCAAGCCUAUCGGCUGCCAAUAGUGGAGUCCUCCCUCCGCCCACUGCUACCCUCAACGAGCUCACCACUAGAUUCCGAGCCGUAGGUCUCUCUCAAAGGGACUUGGUAGCCUUAUCUGGAGCUCACACAAUUGGGCAAGCAAGGUGUACAACUUUCAGAGCUCGCAUAUAUAACGAGACCAACAUUGAUGCUUCAUUUGCCAGGACCAGGCAAAACACAUGUCCAAGAACAGCUGGCUCCGGAGACGACAACCUUGCACCUUUUGACAUCACUACUCCUAACACUUUCGACACUGCCUACUUCAAGAACCUUGUCAACCAAAAGGGUCUCCUCCACAGUGACCAAAUUUUGUUUAAUGGUGGACCAACCGAUUCAUUGGUUAAAUCGUACAGUGGCAGUGCUAACACCUUCAAUGCUGACUUUGCCAAGGCAAUGAUCAAGAUGGGAGAUAACAAGCCACUCACUGGAUCCAAGGGUGAGAUUAGAUUGAACUGCAGGAAGCCUAAUUAGUCGACAAAAGUAGGUCCUUCCUCUAUGAUAGAAUAAACCAAAAACCCCAAAAGUUGGGAGAAUUUACUUGGGAACAUUUUGUUUGUUGAGUGAGAGUUUAUUAGGUAUUGUUUGUUAUUAUAUCAACGAAUAAAGUAUGUUUUAGUCUCAAAGAAUUCAAAUUAUAGGCAUUUACCUGAUAUUAAUUGUUGAUGGAUUGUUUACUUCAAUUGAACAAAGUGAAUGGUGAUGAACAAUCCAAUUU